This is a messenger RNA of Pseudoliparis swirei, 4210 nucleotides long. RefSeq names its product FH2 domain-containing protein 1-like. Lineage: Eukaryota; Metazoa; Chordata; Actinopteri; Perciformes; Liparidae. The record is from RefSeq and is a predicted model, not a curated record. Bases 162 to 3674 code for a protein of 1170 amino acids. The transcript is spliced from 13 exons.
CGUCUCCUGACCUUUGACCCUUUCACGACAUUUCCGAUGUUCCCAAAGCGAUGAGCCGCCUUCACCGUCGCCGCUAUGGUCGCCCGUUACUAAGGUGACCCCUCCGCCGGCCAGAAGACCUCCGCCUCCUCCUCUCUGCUCGCGUCCAAUCGGUGGCGGGGAUGCACGUGAUGGGCAGCGUCUCCCCGGCCAAUGAGAGUGAGGCUUUCUUCCUCCAGGAAGAACCUCCGGCCCGCCCUCCGUCUGGAGCUUCAGAGGAUGAAGACACCCAGAGGACACCAGGUCCUCCUCCUCCUCCACCUCCUCCCCCCCCACCUCCUCCUCCUCCUCCCCCCCCACCUCCUCCUCCACCUCCUCCCCCACCUCCUUCGAUGCCAGGGGACCCGGGAGGAGGAGCCAAGAAGAGGAGGGUGAGGAGUUUCUUUUGGAAGACCAUACCUGAGGAUCAGGUGAGGGGGCGGAGCAACCUGUGGACUCAGGGUGGUGUGCAGCAGCAUUACCAGAUCGACGUCCAGACCAUCGAGGAGCUGUUUGGUCAGAACGCCAAGGCCCCGCCCUCAAAGGGGGCGGGGCCCAGGAGCUCAUUCAAAGAGGCCAAAGAGGAGGUCUCCAUCCUGGACUCCAAGCGAGGGAUGAACAUCGGGAUCUUCCUCAAGCAGUUCAGGAGGCCCAAUCAGACGAUAGUAGACGAUAUUCGCCAUGGCAACAGUGCGCCGUACGGGGCGGAGCCUCUGAGAGAGCUGCUGAAGCUGCUGCCAGAGGCCGAGGAGGUGAAGAAGUUGAGGUCGUACCGAGGAGACAUCGCUAAGCUCUCAUUGGCCGAUUCCUUCGUGUACCUGUUGAUCCAGCUCCCCAGUUUCUCUCUGCGCAUCGAGUCUCUGCUGCUGGAGGAGGAGUUCCCCACAGCGAGCGCCGUCAUGGAGCGAGACCUGGGGGUCCUACAGGCCGCCACCAGAGAGCUCCUGUGCUGUGAGCAGCUUCAUGCUGUUCUGCUGCUGGUGCUGCAGGCCGGAAACCUGCUGAAUGCGGGAGGCUAUGCUGGGAACGCUCUGGGCUUCAAGCUCUCGUCUCUUCUCUCUCUGGCCGACACCAAAGCCAACAUACCGGGAAUGAACCUGCUGCACUUUGUGGCUCUGGAGGCCCAGAAGAAAGACUCCAAGCUGUUGGAGUUCCCCCUGAAGCUGACUCACGUGCAGCUGGCCUCCAGGGUUUCCGUGGAGACGCUGGAUGCAGAUCUCAAGUCUCUCUCUUCUCGCACGCGCUCAGUAGAGCAGAGCGUCCAGAGGGACGAGGAGCUGCUACAGCAGCUGGGCGGCUUCCUGCAGUCCUCCGCCGCAUCGCUCCUCCGUCUCCAUGGUAACCGUCUCCAGCUCCAGUCCGACGGCUUCCAGCUGAUGGAUUUCUUCUGUGAAGACAAAGAGACGUUCAGGCUGGACGACUGCUUCAGCAUCUUCAACAGCUUCUGCUGCAGGUUCAGCGCCGCGGUCAAGGAGAACUCCGAGCGCGAGCUGAAGGACGCGUCUCGCCGCCGGCGCCUCCAGGAGCUGGAGGAGCAGAAGAGACACUCGUGGUCGUGCGGCGAGGAGGUCGACGGGGCGUUCGGGGCGCGCUGCCGCAGCGAGGCGGAUGUGUCGGCGAGGACCGGGCCGCACUCGCCCUUCUCCGUGUCCCACGCCUCCCUCGGCCGGCCGCGGCGUUCCAGGAACUCUUCGUCCGGCUCGUCGGUUUUCGGCGCCGACCGCGAGCUGACCGCGCUCCUGUUGUCGCCGAGCCCCGAGCGCGAGGACGCCGGGACGAGUCCCGGGAGUCCGGGACUCUCGAACGCCCGACCGCCGAGCUCCAGGGUCUCGGCGUUCGGCUUCCCCCAAAACCGGACGGCGCCGCCAUCCCCCGCCUGCGCUCCGGAGACCGCCGCUCGCCUCAGAGACAACGCUCAAAGCGCCGCCGACCGCGCGAUCGCCGUGGCGACAACCUCCGAUCCCAACCGGGAGUCCGACCGCGGCGGCGCCGAAGAUCGACUCGCCGGCGCCCGUGAACUCGCCAGAGGGAACAAGAUGUCGUUUGAGAAAUGCACCUUGGUGCCGGAGCUCAAAGGGUUCGACCCGGUCACCGGGCGCCACAAAGGUCGCCGACGCCGGGACGAGGAGGCGCAACAAAAAGAGGAGGAGGAGGCGCAACGAAAAGAGGAGGAGGUGCAACGAAAAGAGGAGGAGGGGCACGAGGAAGAGGCGGUGGUGUGGUGCGGGACGGGCGUGUGCGAGGCUGCCGGCGAUCUCGCGGACACCGCAGAGCGUGACCACCGGGGUGGGAGCCGGCGAGCUAGCUCCGCCCACGCGGAACCUCAACCGGCCAAUCAGAAGCCAGCGCCUGAACCCAUCAGCAGCCAACCGGUGCCUGACCCCCGCCGCGACAAUCCGUCGCAUCCCGCCUCCUCCCCCAGGUGGCGCCGCGCAGAGCCUGCGGCGGCGGCGGCCAACGGGGCUAAAACUGCCAAUCAAAGGGGAGGAGCUAAGAGGAGCUCCACCAAUGAGCAGAGAGACGUGAGGACAGAAGCAUCCGGUUCCGCGAAUGGAAAGGCGGGAUCGGCAAAUUCGUCCAAGUCGUCCGCCAAGAACCUCCCGACCGCCACGACUCGACCCGCCGCCAUCAAGGCCCCGGCGGUCCGCACGCUCACGAGCUCCGAGAACCAGAGCUUGAGACGCGUGGUGCCGAUCUCCAGGACCGGCCGAGGGGCUCCGGGCCAACAUCCCGGCAGUCGCACCUCCUCCGGCCUCCUCGGCGGCACCUCCUCCCUCCGACGAGGAGGAGCAGGAGGAGAGCAGCCGGCGACCGCUCCGUCGUCCCGCCGCUCCAGAGUCCACAAGGCGCCGGACUCUGGGGACCAGAAGGACCAGGAGGACCUGAAGGACCUGAAGGACCAGGAGGACCAGAAGGACCUGAAGGACCUGAAGGACCAGGAGGACCUGAAGGACCAGGAGGACCUGAAGGACCAGGAGGACCAGGAGGACCUGAAGGACCAGGAGGACCUGAAGGACCAGGAGGACCAGGAGGACCAGAAGGACCAGAAGGACCAGGUGGACCAGAAGGACCUGAAGGACCUGAAGGCUCCGGGUCCUCGUGAGCAGAACCAGGAGGCGCGGAGGAGGCCGUUAGCUAAACCCAGACCGCCACCGGAGGAGAAGAUGUGUCGCGCCACGCUGCGGAUGCUCGGAGGAGGAGGAGGAGGAGGAGGAGGAGGCGGCGGCAUCAGUGCUCCUGUUACUCCUUCCCACAAAGCCGGUACUCCUUUGCAGCUUCCCGGUUUCGCCCGAGGCACCGCCUCCUCUUCUUUCAGACGAACCCACACCACGCUGACUCCUCCUCCUCCUCCUCCUCCAGGCCUCGCUCGCUCGGUGUCCUCCCUUAAACACUCCCCGAAGACCUCCUCCACCCCCUCGCCUCUCACCAGAACCGGCUCUCUGAGAGUCCCCUCCGACCUCCUCAAACCUUCCUCCUCUUCCUCCUCCUCCUCGCUGAGGAGGUCCCAGAGCAUCAGGCCGGCGCCUCCUCGGUCGCCGCUCCGCGACCCGCCGGCUCCCCCUAGAGGCCGCCGGCGGAACGACAGCGGCACCUUCUCCGACAAGUCGACUCACUCCAGGGAUUCGGGCAAGUCCACCCGGCCGGGCUGGAGGUGACAGGAGGAACCCGGGGCUGCAGUGUCCCUUUAAGAGGACACUGUCCCUUUAAGAGGAUGUGACACUGUCCCUUUAAGAGGAGCUGCCUCUCCAGACGCAGUGUUUCACUGCAGUAGAUGAAACGGGAGAAACAGAACAAUCUUCUUUACUUUGGACGGAUAUUUUUUAUAUUGUAUCUUCAUAAUAUUCUUAUCUUCUUACCUACCUUCCUACCUUCCUACCUUCUUACCUACCUACCUUCUUACCUUCCUUCCUUCUUACCUACCUUCCUACCUUCCUUCUUACCUACCUACCUUCCUACCUCCCUUCCUUCCUUCUUACCUACCUUCCUACCUUCUUACCUACCUUCCUACCUUCCUUCCUUCUUACCUACCUUCCUUCCUUCCUACCUUCCUACCUUCUUACCUACCUUCCUACCUCCCUACCUAACUUAUUACCUUCCUACCUACCUACCUACCUCCCUACCUACCUUCUUACCUUCCUACCUACCUACCUCCCUUCCUACCUUCCUUUCUACCUUCUUACCUCCCUUCAUA